GACAGUUGAGUGAAAUGAAAAUUAUGUGAUUUUGAUUUUGCAUGUUUCAUCAGAUAUUUUUGGGAUUUUGGGUGAACUGUCUAAUUCGAAAAUGGCAAUUGCAUUGAGGAAUAUCUGUAAAUUUUCGACAUUACCAAGUUUGAUUUCGUCAAGGAGUACCAUUCAUAAUUCAGAAAAUAUUUACAAACAAUUGUUCCCAAUUCAGCAUGAACAGUUUUCCACAAGAACAAGUCCAAACUUACAUCAUAAUGAUCCUAAUUGCAAAAAGUAUGCCGCCGGCAGUGAAAUCACUUCAGAAAACAGGGACAUUGGCAUUGAAUUCUUAAGGAAAGAAAAUAUACUUGUUAUGGCAAACCUAAACCCCCUGAAAACCCUGCACCAGAAUGAAUUGAAAGACAUUUGUGAAAGGUGUACUAAUACUAUUCCAGAACCUAUAAAAUCCCAGGAACAUCUAUUUAGUAAGAAUGAGAAUACAUCAACAUCAAAUAAACCCAGUCCAGAAAAGUUGGCACAUGUUCUAGAAGUCCUAGGAAGGACCCUCCCAAAUAUCUUCAUUCAACCUCUAGACUACACAAUUUAUCAUCCAGAUGUAAUCUUUGAGGAUCAUAUUAGAAAUAUCAGAACUGUAGGCCUGUAUAGUUAUGUAAAACAAGUAGCUCUUCUCAGAACUGUGGGACAUUUCAAAUUUGCUUAUGUUAAGUUUGAGAUUUUGAAAAUCACCAAACAUCCUGAGGAUUCAACAAUUAAAAUUAGAUGGCAGAUUAAAGGAAUUUCAGCUCUGAAAGUGAUGAUUACAUUUUGGAAAUACAAGUUGUGGGAUUAUCAAGAAAUGUUCAAAAAAUCACACAGCUGGUAUGAUGGUUUUUCAACAUUUUAUGUUAAUUCAGAGGGACAGAUCAUUAAACAUGUUGCAGAUAAGAUGAUGCCUGACACAGAUAGUGAGAUAGAAACUAAGAGUAUUGAAAAUUCAGCCAAGCUAGCUUUAAUUGUAGGUAUUAUCCCAAAGUUUUCAGAACUAAAUUCAAUAGUCUAAUGGCAUUCAAAAUCCAUUCAUUUCAAACUAAGUUGAAAGUUUAUUGAAUCACAGGUAACAGAGAGUGUUUCAUCUUCUACAAGGUUUUCAUCUAUAUGUUGACCUCCCCCCCUGUGGAUUCUAGUAAAAAAAAUACCCAAAAAAAACUAAUAGUAUACUCCAAUCAAACCUAGAAUUGUCUUAUCCAAUAUGAAAUAAUAUAUUGGGUGUUUUAUUUCAAAAACUGAUGUUAUUAUCUAUUUCCAAUUUGUGAUGCUCAUUCACCUAUCUGUUAUGAGAUGUUUAAUGACAGAAUGAUAUGAUGGUUCAAGAAUAACCAUGGAACUUUUCUAUUCAAAGAUUUUUGCUAUCUAUGAUUUUAAACUCUACUGAAGUGGGGUGGCUAAAUAUAAAUGAAUAAUCAGUAGUCAGUGCCUAGAGUGUCUUGGCACUUAUGAAGAUAAACAUAUAAAGGCUCUCCUCGAACCUGCUCUUAUGGAAAUAUUUUGUGAUCCAAAUUACACUAUGUUACUUGUUCAAAGCAAACCCAAAUGAAUAUUUUUAUUAUUUAUUUAUAUUUUUGUUGUAUGUUUCAAUAAAACACAUUCUCUU
Molecule: messenger RNA, 1624 nt
Organism: Phaedon cochleariae (mustard beetle)
Lineage: Eukaryota; Metazoa; Arthropoda; Insecta; Coleoptera; Chrysomelidae
Source: the annotation of a GenBank genome assembly